Molecule: messenger RNA, 492 nt
Organism: Macrosiphum euphorbiae (potato aphid)
Lineage: Eukaryota; Metazoa; Arthropoda; Insecta; Hemiptera; Aphididae
Source: the annotation of a GenBank genome assembly
AUGUCGUGGUUAGAUUGCGCUGAUAACCUUUUUCAAGACUUUGAUAAUAAAGAUGCAAUUAUACAACGUAUUAAAGACUUGUCAAUCAGUAGAAAUACUAUUAAAGAUAGAAUACUAAGUAUGAAUUCUAAUAUUGAAAAUCAAUUAAUACACGAUUUAAACCUAAGUUCAUUUUUUUCUAUUUGCAUCGAUGAGAGUACAGAUAUAACAUCGUCUGCCCGUCUUUCAAUAAUUUCUCGUUUCUGUAUUAACGAUGAAGUUCGUGAAGAACUUAUAAAAUUAGCACCUAUACCAGCUAAGACUACCGGUGAAAAUAUAUGUGAAGUUGUUGUAAAUGUCCUUGAAGAUAUUGGAUUAAAUUUAUCUAAAAUUGUAUCAGUAACUACCGAUGGCGCCCCUUGUAUGAUUGGAAAAGACCGUGGUUUUGUUAACCUUUUUUCAAAAAAAAUUGGACAUCCUUUAAUUGGUUUUCAUUGUAUAAUUCAUCAUUAA